GAUACACUUGUAAAUAUGUUUGGUACACACACACACACACAACAAAUAAAUAAAUAAAUAAAAACCUCAUCCCUAAUUUGCCCAAUCGCUUCUUCCAAACAUCCAAUGGCUUCUCACACCUUCCUCUCCUUCUCAUCGCCUCCGCGCCUCCUCGUUUCCCCUCCCUCCACUCUCCGUUCCCCUUUCGUCGGCGUCUCUCUCAACCUCCACCGUCCCCAGUCCGUUUCCUUCUCCGCCUCGAAGAAAUCGCUGACAGUCGUUUCCGCCGCGAAGAAAGCUGUCGCUGUGCUCAAGGGUAACUCCGACGUCGAAGGAGUUGUUACUUUGACACAAGAUGACUCAGGUCCGACAAAAGUGAGUGUUCGUAUCACCGGUCUCACACCAGGGCCUCAUGGCUUUCACCUCCAUGAGUUUGGUGAUACAACAAAUGGAUGCAUCUCAACAGGGCCACAUUUCAACCCUAACAACAUGACACACGGAGCUCCUGAAGACGAGAUCCGUCAUGCGGGUGACCUGGGAAACAUUAUUGCCAACGCCGAUGGCGUGGCAGAAACAACACUUGUGGACAAUCAGAUUCCUCUGACUGGUCCUAACUCUGUUGUUGGAAGAGCCUUUGUGGUUCACGAGCUUAAGGAUGACCUCGGAAAGGGUGGGCAUGAGCUUAGCCUGACCACUGGAAACGCAGGCGGGAGAUUGGCAUGCGGUGUGGUUGGUUUGACGCCGCUCUAAGUCUGGGCUAAGUAAGUACUUUGGUGUCUACUGUGUUGGUCGUCUUGUCUGUUGAAUCAGAUGUCAAAUAAAGUUGGCUGAAUAAGCUUUUGAUGUUUAUGUUCCUAGCAUCAAACUCUCUUUCUGGAGUUGUGCCUUUGUAAACGUGUUUGUUACUUUUGGUUUACAUCUGCAUUCGAUCGUUUGUUUUGCUA
Molecule: messenger RNA, 923 nt
Organism: Brassica napus (rape)
Lineage: Eukaryota; Viridiplantae; Streptophyta; Magnoliopsida; Brassicales; Brassicaceae
Product: superoxide dismutase [Cu-Zn] 2, chloroplastic
Exons: 8
Coding region: 106-729 (207 amino acids)
Biological process (GO): removal of superoxide radicals
Molecular function (GO): superoxide dismutase activity; copper ion binding
Source: RefSeq, a predicted model, not a curated record